This is a messenger RNA of Drosophila sechellia, 1322 nucleotides long. RefSeq names its product inactive pancreatic lipase-related protein 1. NCBI's taxonomy places the organism in Eukaryota, Metazoa, Arthropoda, Insecta, Diptera, Drosophilidae. Gene Ontology annotation, molecular function: lipase activity. Gene Ontology annotation, biological process: lipid catabolic process. The record is from RefSeq and is a predicted model, not a curated record. The coding region runs from base 195 to 1271 and encodes 358 amino acids. The transcript has 4 exons.
AGCGCCACGCUUGGGACGCCCAACUGAGUUGGAAUGAUAACGCCAAGACCCUUCCGACCGAGGUUUCAACCUGGCCAGCAGUCCGUCCAAAACUCCAGUCUUGAUUGACACCUGGCCCUCGUCUAGCUUAUCGUACGCUAUAAAAUCCACACCCUCGAGUACCGUGGCACAGUGACGUCGACUUUGGUGCAGAGAUGUUGGCGCUUUGCUGGCUUUGUGGCCUGGCCCUUAGUUGUUGGAUGGUUGGCAUUCGUGGGGAGGUGGCUCUGAAUCAGGAGGAUUACAACAAGACGUGGAUUUACAUGCCCAAUGGACAGGGUAAGCCCGAGGUGGCCUAUCUGGUGGAACCUCCGCCCGAAAACCGCAUCAAUCUGCCACAGCUCAUCAAGUUUGAACUUUACGGAAGCGACUCCAGUUCCAGCGCCGACUUCUGGAUAGAUGAUAAUAACUUUGAGUUUCCGCAGCGCCACAAGCGAGACACCUGGCAGGAGAUGGCGGAGAAAUUCAAUCCGGAACUGGACACCAAGAUACUCGUUCACGGCUGGAAGUCCAGCACCAUGAGCAAUUCGAUUCAAUCGAUUCGUGGUGCCUAUAUCGAACGUGGCCAGGUGAACGUGUUCGCCAUCAACUGGAAGGAUCAGGCGGAUAAUAUAUACUAUCUAACCCCGGCGCGAUAUACGGUGCAGGUGGGCAGGGCGGUGGCCAAGCUAAUUGAUCUGCUGGUGGAGGAGAAGGAUGCGGAUCCGAAUAGGAUCCAUUUGAUUGGCCAUAGUCUGGGCGCGCACAUCAUGGGCUAUGCUGGCUCGUACACAAAGUACAGGGUGAACCGCAUCACGGGCUUGGAUCCAGCUCGUCCCGCUUUCGAGGAUUGCAUCGGUCCGGAGAAUCACUUGGACGACACGGACGCCAACUUUGUGGAUGUCAUACACAGCUGUGCCGGAUACCUGGGAUUCCGCAAGCCGAUUGGUAUGGUGGAUUUCUAUCCCAAUGGCGGAGGACCACCGCAACCAGGCUGCAAGGAGCUGUCACAGAUUUUCACUGGCUGCAGUCAUGGACGUUCCUAUGAAUAUUACGCGGAGUCGAUUAACUCGCCCAAAGGAUUUUACGGUGUUCCCUGCUCUGGACUGGAUGAACUGAAGGGAAAGAAUUGCACUGGCGGCAAGAUCCUCAUGGGUGAUCCAGUUCCUCGAGAAGCUCGGGGUAUAUUCUUUGUGAAGACGGCCAACAAACCGAGCUACGCCUUGGGUAUCGAUGAUGUAUGGAGUAAUUGAGCAUACUAAUAGUUUAUGUUUAUUAUAAACAUUAUUAAAGUAUAUCCCAUA